AUGGUGAGUCCAAAAAACUUCGCCCAGCCUGAACCAUCCCUCGAUGGCCUUCCCGUCGAACUCAAGAUUCUAAUUUUAUUCCAAAUGCCAGAUAGUGAUACGCUCAAACCUCUCGUGCAUGCAUCGCCCGCAUACCACCAGGCCUACCUCACAGUGAGACACCGAGUACUUGGAAACGUGGUGGAACGUCAGUAUGACGAAUCUCUCGACCUGGUAGAGGCCCUCACUGCGAUACGGUCUAAAGGCAUGCAUUUUCUCUACCAAGAGAUUGCCAACCAGGACGAGAAGGUAAUUUUUCUGUUGGACGUCUGGCGCCGCAGAAAAGAGAUCCGCAGGCUCAGCCAGUCCUCGUCGAACCCACUAAUUGAACCUGAUAGCUUAGAAGAAACCAUCAAGCUACUUCAUUUUCACAAAAUGCUGUGCUUUCUCCUCGAGGAUUUUUCAAUCAAUGCAGGGAGGCCUUCAUGGAUUCAGCCUGCUGAAUGGGAAAAUGAGCACCUGCCUUUGCAAUUAUCGCCUCUCGAAAAACGCCGCUUUCUAAGGGCAAUGUGUCGACUCCAAACCCUCCAAAAUAUCUUCGGGAACUUUGUUUGUUGCUUGAAUUAUAAAAAUUGUGACACGUGCCCGGACGAUAGUAAGAAUUGGUUAUGGGGGAGGUUUAAUCCGGAAAAUGAUGCGAUAGACUUUUACGCCGUUAAAAAGCAAGCAUACGAUUUAUUCUAUGGUACAAUGCCUCUUUGGGAGCACGAGGAAAUGGGCAACGUGUUUUAUUACCUCAUUAGCAAGACCGAUGAAAUCGCCAAAGAUAUAGCAGACGACUUGCAGCAGUUCAGCAAGAAUACAUCAUGCGAGUACUUCGGCGAUAGUUUUCACCAACCCAACAAGAGUCCACUGUGGUACUACUACUGGGAUAUUCUUCCUGAAAAAUUGCCAGCCGGCGUUUGUCAGAUAAACAUAGGGGGACUGGCGGCGCUUGGACCUGAAUUCCUAUAUCGCAUUCUCCAUAUGGACCGGCUAUCCCGACGUGAUCUCGUCUGCCUCAAUACCAGAGACUCCUGGCCGGAGCCAUUUAUAAGAAUUGGGCUCAGGGUCUCGUCGGAGUUCCCCUUCAUCGACCCGGCAGAUCAACUCGAGGCUCCGAAUUUUGAACAGUUCUGGUCUACUUUAUCGCCUCUUGAACAGCCUAAUGUGGGUUGGAAGAAUGCAUGGCUCCAGCCACAGAACCAGGGAUACAACCUAGAGAACUCCAUGAACCAGUAUCGGUCAAUAGGUGAUGGCUGGAAAUAG
Aspergillus affinis is the source of this 1287-nucleotide messenger RNA. RefSeq lists its product as uncharacterized. NCBI's taxonomy places the organism in Eukaryota, Fungi, Ascomycota, Eurotiomycetes, Eurotiales, Aspergillaceae. The record is from RefSeq and is a predicted model, not a curated record. The transcript has a single exon. Bases 1 to 1287 code for a protein of 428 amino acids.